Molecule: messenger RNA, 699 nt
Organism: Abrus precatorius (Indian licorice)
Lineage: Eukaryota; Viridiplantae; Streptophyta; Magnoliopsida; Fabales; Fabaceae
Exons: 2
Coding region: 1-699 (232 amino acids)
Source: RefSeq, a predicted model, not a curated record
AUGGAAUGGAAGAAGUGUUAUUUGGAUGUGAUAUUGGUGCCCUUAGGAUUUAUUAUAAGCAUUGGUUACCAUUUCUGGCUGUGGCACACUGUUCGAACUCACCCACACACAACCAUCAUUGGUAUCAAUGCCAGUGGUCGACGGAAUUGGGUUGCUGCCAUGAUGAAGGACAAUGACAAAAAAAACAUCCUGGCUGUGCAAUCUCUUCGGAACACAAUCAUGGGUUCGACCCUAAUGGCCACAACCUCGAUUCUCCUCUGCUCAGGCCUAGCAGCAAUCAUAAGCAGCAGCUACAGUGUUAAGAAGCCACUAGAUGACACAGUCUAUGGGGGUCACGGGGAGUUCAUGGUAGCACUCAAAUAUGUCACUCUUCUCACUAUUUUUCUCUUCUCAUUUUUUUGCCACUCCUUGUCCAUAAGGUUCAUAAACCAAGUGAAUAUCCUAAUCAACACCCCACAGGAUCCCAUGUCCUUGGUAACCCCUCAAUAUGUGAAUGAGAUAUUAGAGAAAGGCUUUAUUCUCAACACCGUUGGAAACAGACUCUUCUAUGCAGCACUUCCUCUGUUGCUUUGGAUCUUUGGCCCCGUGUUGGUGUUCCUUUGUUCUCUCACUAUGGUUCCAGUGCUUUACAACCUUGACUUUGUGGUCAACGGUAUUAAGGGAAAGACGAACGUCAAUCAGAAUAGAGAUUUUGUAUGA